CAUAUUUUGUAUACAUUUUCUGUUUAGAAGCGACCAGCAUAUUCGCAAUAUCAUCGUACGGUCACGCCGAAUCGUUGACAAUUUGAGGAGGGCAAACAAACAAGCCAGCAACUCUUGCAAUGGCGGGACGCGAAUUAACAAUAACGCCAACGAAGCGCGAGCGCCGCAAAUCGCCAGCAAUGAGCUUCACCUCGGACAGCAGCAGUGUGCAGCCUCCACCAAUGUCGCCCACCUCGUCGGUGGCAGAUACCACAUUUGAGCCAACUAUUGAUAUGAUGGUAAACGACUUUGACGACGAGGCUACAUUAAAUGAAGAGGAAGCACUCGCCGACCAAGAGGCACAUAAUCCCGAAGAUGAGAUCGCCACGCUGCGCGAAGAGAGCGAAAUGCCCAUCGAAGAACUGCUGGCCAAGUACAGCAGUAUGCCAACCACUUCGCCGGUCGCAACCAGCAGCUUUAAGCGUUCCAGCGGCAGUUCGAGGCGACGACGUGCCCCAAAACGACAGCAUCAGGAAACAGACUCGGCUGCUAAUGUGCCAACGUCAACAGGCGCUGACGAGGUCUACAAUGAACCAAUAACUACUGCAACUGGCCAAGAGGCUGGCAGCUCUGUUGUUCAAACAGAUGAUGAUACGAUGACUGCAGACGAUUGCACAACGUUGCCAGCGGAAUCAUCCAAUGAUGCUGACGCUGGUCACCAUGAAACACCAGGUGUUUUGCCACCAGAAGUCAGUAAAAAGCAUCGUUCGCAUUUGUUGGACUUGUAUCCGGGUGAAACCUUUCCCAACAGUGCACAGCAAACACUGCACGCCAUGGAAGAUCUAAAAAGUUUUACACCGCUGCAAACACUCUUCGAUGAAGUCGAGGAGGAGGAGGAAGAGGAUGAAAGUGACACGGAGUCGGAUGAUGCGAGAAAGAUCAUUAUGGUUGGGCCCGACUAUCAGGCUGAUAUUCCUGAAGGACUUUCACAGUAUGGCGACAUAUUGCCGUACGAAAACGAGGAUCAGCUCAUCUGGGAGCCCAGUCAAGUCACGGAGCGUGAGGUCGAGGAUUAUCUAGCCAAGAUCCAGGAGACUCGUGCACUAACCACAUCAUCAACAGAUGAGGCUGCUGUUGCUGUCGCUGACAUGGCCGAGGGCGAAGAGAACACUACAGCUGUCACAGAAGACGCAGCUGCAAUAGCAACGCCUGCCACAGUUGCAACAGCGAAUCCAACUACAGCUAACUUGGACUCGGAAUCGGUGGUCAAGGAUAAUGAGCAAGCGUUGCAUCUACUGGUGCAAUGCGGUUACGACUUCAAGGAGGCGCUGCGCCGAAAACGCUUAAAUGUCCUGCCACUGAGCGAUACGAUGAGUAGCUGGUCGGAGGAGGAAUGCCAGAAAUUCGAGGAGGGCAUUCAUAAGUUUGGCAAGGACUUCUAUCAGAUCCGGCAGAAUCAGGUGCGCACAAGAACCAUGCGCGAACUUGUACAGUUCUAUUACCUGUGGAAGAAGAGCGAACGUCGCGAUCAGAGCUUUGCCCUCAACGAUACCAUCGAUCACAUGGAUGUUUUCCUUAACGAAGGUGGCAAUGGCAACAUUACCAGCAAUGUUGCAACCGCAGCAGGUGUUGGCAAUGGCAGUGGGAAUGGGAAUGGCAGUUGCUCGUCUCAAGCGAGCAGCUGCAGCAGCAGUAAUGGUCAUAGCAAUGCGAAUGUCAACAACGAAGCCUCCGCACUGGACAAAGAGGCUGCAGCAACAGUUUCACGCAAAUCCACAACGAAAAACUACUCGAUUAUGACAGGCAGCCAACCUGGUGGUGGAGGAGGAAACGCAUCCGCUACUAGUCGCAAACGCGGCGCAUCCUUUGCUCUGGACAACGAGGAUAAUGAGCAGGACGCUGAAAAUGUAACGAUCGAUAGUUUAAGCUGAAUCAUUGUUAUUGGGGGCCACAGUCAUGGGAUGCAUACAAUGUUCUCAACCAGUGGGGCAGGGGCAUCGAUAAAAUCGGUUCGAUAACACACACAGCAAUUGAGCCAAAAUGCGCAGGCGCUUUCGACUCAACAAACGAUGGUGGCAGCUGUGGACAUCAUGGAUGGCAUUUUGCAUUAAUUACUAUUAGGUUGAAAACGAAAUCCAACAUUCAUUACAUGUGUAGCAUACAGAUAAUACAUAAAUAUAAUUGUCGAUUCUCUAAUACAUCAAAUACCAACUCGCAAUUAUCGAAA
This is a messenger RNA of Drosophila sulfurigaster albostrigata, 2206 nucleotides long. RefSeq names its product mesoderm induction early response protein 1. The coding region runs from base 120 to 1910 and encodes 596 amino acids. Gene Ontology annotation, molecular function: transcription corepressor activity; histone deacetylase binding. Gene Ontology annotation, biological process: negative regulation of transcription by RNA polymerase II. The record is from RefSeq and is a predicted model, not a curated record. NCBI's taxonomy places the organism in Eukaryota, Metazoa, Arthropoda, Insecta, Diptera, Drosophilidae. The transcript is spliced from 3 exons. Gene Ontology annotation, cellular component: nucleoplasm.